AUGAACAUAAUUCAGGUUGUUCGUGACCACCAGUUACAUUUACUUGUGCCUGUGGGCUUUGUCCUUGGAUGUUAUCUAGACAAAGAAUGAUGAAAAGCUAACUGCCUCUGGAACAAGAGUGUAUUGUUUAAGAGGGAAUUGAGAUGCAGUGAAGGAGUCACCUGGAAGUAA
Molecule: messenger RNA, 171 nt
Organism: Mustela lutreola (European mink)
Lineage: Eukaryota; Metazoa; Chordata; Mammalia; Carnivora; Mustelidae
Product: NADH dehydrogenase [ubiquinone] 1 beta subcomplex subunit 1-like
Exons: 1
Cellular component (GO): mitochondrion
Source: RefSeq, a predicted model, not a curated record